GAGCAGAGAUGCUGAAAUUCUCCAAAUUCUUUCGUUUGCCCGUCAGUGUGCGUUAUAGAUGUUUUCACUUUCACAUCAUGACACAUUAACAAGUUAACUCAGCAGCGACGUGCAGAGCAUUUGCAUUUCGCCUCGUAGACAGCGGAGGGAUUUACGACAUGGAGCUCUGAGGCUUUUGGGUUUCCUGCUCUGUGGAGCUUUGAUAUUGGGCUUAAAGCAAACACACACAGAGAUUUGGAAUCGGAAGCUGUUGCCACCAAAGAAACUGAAGCAUCUUAACAGGGAUCAAACCCAUAGAGGGAAGAACAGUGGAUGGAAGAGAGAGAGAGACGGAGAGUGUGAAGAGGAAGGAGGAUAAGAAAAUACAAGACUGGACAAAAGUGCCGGAACACACCAAGUUGAGGCAGAGACCUAAAUCCAAACCACCACCCCCCCCCCCCCCCUCCCCGCUCACACACUUACGUGCACACACAAACACACAUACAGUCUUCAGCGAUGCCAACGGGGCCUGGUCAGCCUUCUGCCCGCUCUGAUAAGCCCCGCCUUGUCACUUCAGGCCCUUGAGGCUGUGUCCUCCUGAGCUUCGACUUUUGACCUCCCCUUUGUCGACCUGGGAUCCAGAGGUCACCCGUUCUCCACUCAGCCCAGGGACGCCCUCCUGCACAGCCAGGAGCCGCAGCCACAAGCCACACUGACAGGCAUGGCUCCCAUUCGGGAUUCCGUCAGCCACUCCCCUAAUCAAACAGGUCUGGAGCAUCCUGGCUUGGACUCGCAGUAUGAGCCUUCCCCUUGGUCCUCUGGCUCUCCCUGCAGCACUGAUAGCAACAGCAACUGGGGCAAAGUCCUAGUGGACGGAAGUACCGACAAACCCAACAUCCCCUCUUCAACCAACUCCUCUGUCUGGCCUCCCUCCUCUUCCUCUUUCUCUUGCUCCUCUUCUUCCUCCUCUUCUGGUUGUGGGUCAGGAUCAGACCCUGAGCUGGCAUCAGAAUGCAUGGACGCUGACUCUAGCUCCUCAAUCGGCUCAGAGAAAAACCUCUCUGCUGUUGCUGUGACAACAGUGAUGAUGAUGUCAGCAAAUGCUUCCUCCUCUGUGUCUUCUACGGCCUCUUCCCCCUCUCCGGUGACGUCUGCAAUGAUGGUUGGCGUUUCUGUGAAUGGAGACAGCAACGGCAACAGUCGCCAGGUUACUGGUGGAGGAGCAAAUAUUGGAAAUAACAAUAUCACAGGGUCCUCCCACUACUCCGUGGCGGGGUCCAGCAGUAUUGGCAGCAAUAACAUGGGUAGCCACAACAUCAAGCUCGUCAACAGCAGUAGUGUAUGGGGCACCCAGUCAGGCAGCAACAUGAUUACCACAGGUGGAAGCACCCCCUGCAUCAACGGAGGGUUAAACCCAAACACUUUAAACCCAAAUGCCAACCACGGUGCCUGGCCCCAGAAUCCAACCCCAAGCCCAGGGUCCCAAAGGCCCCCGGGGAUAAGUUCCAAACUGGGUAUAGCCCCCCAACAGAGCCCUUUGCUGGGCUGGGGUGGCAUGGCAGCUCCAGACAACAGCAGUAUGAUGGAAGUCACUGAUAUGAGUAAUGGUACAGCAAGCAGCAACAGUGGAAAUGGUGGCCUGCAGUCUACCAACCUUAACACUGAAUCCAAUGGACCAAAUAACACUAUGAUGAAUACUACUACUACUACUACUAAUGCCACAAUGACCUCUAGUCCACCAAACUCUACCGCCUCACCCCAACUCAGUGGAGAUUGUUCCUGGGGUUCCAUUGGAGGAGGGAAUGGGGGUCCGCUGGCCAAUGGAAACCCCUCAUCAGCCCCCCAGAACCCCCAAGGAGAGCCGGGGGUUGCUGGGGCCUUCGGUACGCCUUGGGGCGCAACUACCUACCCUGGAGACAAGGGCCCCCCAAAUGCAGACACUGUGAACCCACAAAAUCCUGCCUUAUUGCAGGCUGGAAACCCCCAAAUCUCCUCUACCGCUGCUUACAAGAGUAAUAAUAACCACAUUAACACUGGGGCCCCGCGCUGGGACCAGGGGCCUGCCAAUAAUCCAAACCAGCCUCAGAGCAACUCGUCCUGGGGUGUUGGCUCCAAUCAAAUCCCAGGCUCUACAGGCCCAGGCAAUGGGAACCAAACUACGAUGGGCCCUCCAGCAGGGAUCCCUCGUCCCUGGGGGAGCAGCGCAUCAUCUACUUCCUCAACCUCAUCGUCCUCUUCCACAACAAACAACAAGAUGUCAAAUGGAGAAUGGGGAUCAGCAGCUCCUGGUAACAGCACAGAUGCUGUAGGUCAGAAAGGAAGCUCAGCCAACAAUGGCUGGAAGAGCCUAGAGGAUGACGCCAUGGGUAUGGGAGGUGGAGUAGGUGGAACCCAAGGCGUAGGGAGUGUCACUGGAGGCUGGGGUCGCUCGGGAGGAAGUGAGGGAAGUGGAGAAAGCUCUGGAGGUCAAUCUAGCUCAGACAAAGACAGCCAGUCAAAAGGACUACACCGCAGAAAAGGUACCCAUUCUCCAACAGUAGUAUCAGCCCCGCCCCGGGUCGAUGUGGACCCCCGUGUUCUGUCCAACACCGGGUGGGGUCAGACUCCCGUACGACAAAACACCACCUGGGACGUGAAUUCUCCAAUUAUCAAUCAGCCCCAGGGUCCAAGAAGAGAUGACAGAAAGCACAGCAGUGGAGGCUCCAGCUGGGGCACAGCAGGACCGGCAGCUCCCUCCCAGCCCUCUGGAGGUUGGGGUGGUCGGCCGAACAGCUCAGGACAGGAUGCAGGAGGUUCUGGCUGGGGAGACCAGAGACCAAACUCCGGUUGGGACAACAAAGUCUCAGCGAGUGGAGGUGGUGGGCAGAGUAGCUGGAAUGAUGGAUCCAGCUACAAGGGCAGCAACACCAAUAGUAACACAUGGAGCAACAACUAUAACAAAGAUGACAGAUCCAAUACCUGGACUAAUGCGCCCAAAGCGCAGCAGGGCUGGAGUUCCAACGGUGGUAAUGGAACUGAAGGGUGGGGUGGCGGUGGAGAAGGUGUCAGAGGAGGAGGCAACAAUCGCUGGGGGGAGCCCCAAAAAACUGCUGGCUCAGCGGGCUGGGAAGGCGACAGCGACCGCUCUGGCUCUGGAUGUUGGAAUGAUUCAAGCCGAGCCAACACAAACAACAGCAGCGGCAACACCUGGGUCGGGAGUGGAGGAUCAAAUACUCAAGAUCAGAGUACCUCAAACCAAGGUUCCAACUGGGGCGACUCAGCCCACAAACCCAAUUCUCAGAGUAACAGCCAGAGCUGGGGUGAGCAGCAGCAGAAGAACAGCCACCACGGGCCCCAGAACUGGGGUGAGACGACUCCCAAGCCCUCCAACGAGUGGGGAAAGGGUCCCGAACCCAACAUGUCCAGAGGCAACCAAGGCUCCAGCAGGCCCUCAGGCUGGCAGGGCGGCCCCAUACCCACAGGACCUCAGAAAGAGGAAGUGUCUUCUGGGUGGGAAGAGCCUUCUCCAGAGUCCAUACGACGCAGGAUGGAGAUCGAUGAUGGCACCGCAGCUUGGGGAGAACCUGGCAAGAAACCUGUAGGAUCUGUCAACAUGAGGAACAAGACCGGCCAAUCUGACCAGGAGAACAAGGGCCCUCCGCCUCAGCACCAGCCUCACCCUCCCCCUCAGCACCAGCCUCACCCUCACCCAAACCCCCACCCCCACCCUCACUCCCACCCUCACCCACAACACACCUCCAUGCAUCCCCCCCAGCCCAUGCAGCCGCCUGCCCAGGAGAAAAACUGCAAUCCUGGUUGGGGUGAGCAAUAUCAGCAGCAGAAAGAGUCCUCAACAUGGAGGGACCCCGCCCCUCCGCCACCCGUGUCGGUGGACAACGGGACGUCCGCCUGGGGGAAGCCCAUCGACAGCACUUGGGAAAAACCCAGCAGGGACAGCAGGGAGAGCAGAGAGCCUGGUCCUGGCUGGGGUGGCCAGCAUAAGUCUGCUCCAGGUCCCAAGCCCAUGGAGACAUGGUGUGGUGAGGAUGGGUCAGGCAAUAGCUGGGACCAGGAAGAAGAGGUGGAGAUUGGCAUGUGGAGCAACAGCCAACAGGACAACAGGUCUCAGGACCAAAACACCUGGAACUACAAGCAAAGAGGCCUAAACAAGAUGAACAAACCAGUCAACAAACAGGAUGAACCCUGGAUGAAACCUUUCAUGAACCAGUUCAGUGGCAUGAACUUUCCUAGAGACUCUCCCGACGACUCCAUGAAGACUGGAGCGGGGAUGGUGCAGGACAAGCGCAUGGACAUGAGCAAUAUGGGAGACUACAAUGGAGUUAUGGGGAAGAACCCUGGGCCUCGACACCAGCUCCACAAGGAUUCUCCCAUGGAUCGCAGCUCUUACUAUGACAAGAAUGUAAACCCUAUGUUGGGUGGCAGCAGCGUAGCACAGGGCCGAGGCCCCCAGUCCCAAGUCCCCCCCCAACCCAACCUUCGUAACCAAGUGCCUCCACCCAUCCUGCCCUCUCAGGUCCCUCCAUCCCUGUUGAAGUACCCAGGAGGUAACGGAGGCCUGAACCCUAUUUUUGGACCUCAGCAGGUAGCUGUGCUCAACCAACUCUCCCAGCUCAACCAGCUGUCGCAGCUUAACCAGAUCAACCAGUUACAGCGUCUUCUCCUCCAGCAGCAGCAGCAGCAGCAACAACAACAACAACAGCAGCAGCAACAGAAGGCCCAGAGCCAGAGAGCCAUGCCCGUGGGACGACAGCCUGAACAGACACGUCCUAUCGGUUCGUCUCCAUCGAUGAUGCAGCCCCCACGGCACCUGGAUCCCUCACGGCACCUGGACCCCUCUUUGCUCAAACAACCCCCACCUCACAAACCGUACCUGGAUAACUACUUGUCCCACAAUACACCCGAUAUGCAGAAGGAUGCUUCCUCUCUUGGAUCCUUCAGCAACUUCCCUUUAAGCUUGAACUCUAACAUGAAUGUAUCCAUGGACAUGGGUGUUGGUUGCGGUAGUAGUGUUGGCGGAUCUGUGAGCUACAAAGAGCCUCCCCAGUCCAGAAUGAAGAAACUGUGGGCUACUGAGCCUAUGGAGCAGAACAGCAAAUCUGGUGCUAUGUCGUCUGGGCUGCGUCUGGAGGACUCUCCCUUCUAUGACUUCCUGUCUCCUGGCCCAUCUGCCCUGAGUCCUCCCGGCCAAUCAAUGGGCUCGGUGGGCGAUGGCUGGCCACCCCGUGCCAACUCCCCCCCGCCCAUUGGAAACACUGUCGCCUGGCCCCCAGAGUUCCGGCCCGGCGAGCCUUGGAAAGGUUACCCUAACAUUGACCCUGAGACUGACCCCUAUGUGACCCCCGGUAGUGUCAUCAACAACCUCUCCAUCAACACCGUCCGUGACACAGACCACCUCAGGGACAGGAACAACGGGCCAUCCUCAUCACUGAACACCACGAUGCCUUCUAACAGUGCCUGGUCAUCCAUUCGUGCCUCCAGCCACAGCGGUUCCCUCACCAGUACAGCACAAAGCACUUCAGCCAGACCCAGCGAGUCAAAGUGGUCUCCCGGUGGCGGUCCUGUGUCCAACUCCUCCCUAGCCCAUGAGCUGUGGAAGGUCCCCCUGCCCCCCAAGGCGAUGUCCGUGGCAGCCCCCUCCAGACCUCCACCUGGCCUCACCAGCCAGAAGCCCAGUCCUGCUUCCUCUAACUGGGAUGCCUCUUCCCUGAGGAUGGGGGGUUGGGGCUCCACUGAGUCCAGAUACACACCUGGUUCCAGUUGGGGUGACAGCAGCAGCAGCAGCAGCAGCAGCUCAGCGAGAACCCAAUGGCUCGUUCUGAAAAAUCUCACACCUCAGAUUGACGGCUCUACCCUGAGGACCUUGUGCAUGCAGCACGGCCCUCUGAUCACAUUCCACCUCAACCUGCCACAUGGUAACGCUGUGGUAUGCUACAGCACCAAGGACGAGGCCGCCAAGGCCCAGAAGAGCCUGCACAUGUGUGUUUUGGGGAACACUACUAUUCUGGCUGAGUUUGCCAGCGAGGAGGAAAUCAACCGUUUCUUUGCACAAGGGCAGUCAUUGGCCACUCCCUCCUCCAGCUGGCAGGCCAUCGGCUCCCCUCAGACCAGAAUGGAUCAGUCUCACCCCUUUCCCAGCCGCGCUCCUGAACCGAACCAGUGGAACAGCAGCGAUCUACACAGCUCCUCCCUCUGGGGCGGGCCCAACUAUUCCAGUAGCCUGUGGGGGAACCCAAGUGGCACCGAGGCAGGGAGGAUCAGCAGCCCUUCUCCAAUCAGCUCCUUCCUCCCGGUGGAUCACCUGACAGGGGGUGGGGACUCCAUGUGAACCGCCUGCCAAUCAAACUGGCUAGGGGAAGGGUCAGUAGAGAAUUAUCAAUAAUCAGCAGUAGAAAAUGAAAAAAAAAAAGUAGUUAAAAACACAAAGGCACUAGUUGGACUCUUUCUCACUUACAAGAUAUUCAACAAAACGGGGUCUCCCUGUGGAAUACAAGUUACGUUUCUCUCUCUGCACAUAUGUCCACUUUGUUUUAGCCCAAAAACAUAUCAGUCGGAAUACUUGAAUCAUGCAGGCCAAUUCUAUAAUGUGAACAGAUGGAUAUUUGCUUCCAGGUAGUGCUCUUUCAGACCGAAAAAAGCUUCAAUCGAGCUCAUUAUUAUAUAUAUAUAUUUUUUGUUUCAUUCAUCAUGUUUAUUUGAAUUCCAAUUCUUUUUAUUUGUUUUUUUUUUCUUUUUUGCAUUUGUUUGCUGACAAUGUUGGAGUAUGAGCUUUUUUAACUUUGCACUGAAUGUGGUUUUUUCUCAGUAUAUAUAAUCUGCAAUAUAGAGGGAGCAGCCAGUUUUUCCAGUGUAGCUGUUUACUCAUUGAGGUCCUUACCGUAUGUGUGUAUACCUGUGCACACGCAUGUGUGUGGAAGUACUUUGUGUGUGUGUGUGUGUGUGAUUGCGUGUGUGAAUGAGUAUGUGUGCGCUCCUCUCUGCCUUGGCACGCCUACCUUACUGCGUUGUCGUGGAGUUCAAGAUCAACAGAUAGUAGAAGAAGAGUAAAAGCUGACUUAGGAGGAUUAUCUGGUGAUAGUAAAAGUGACAUUAAAAAAAAAGUAUUGCACCAAUUUUGUUUUAAAACUAAAGAACGUUGAGCUCUGCAGUGCAAAGGACUGUAGCCGCAGCUGGGACUAGCAAACCCCGCCCACCUUAAUAUAGGGGCGGGGUCUAUCUAGCAAGCCCUCCCGCGAGCCCCCUAGUGGGCAGGGUGGGGAACAGCACUUUCAGAAUAGGCUUUCAAUGUUUUGGAGGUGCCACACCGCAACCUCUUGUUUACAAGACUUAGGAGGCGAAACGUGUGUUCAUUCUUCAUUUUAAAGAGAAGAUGGAAUAAACAAAAAUAAAAAAAAUACACAAAAAAAAUUCAAAAAUCCUUUUUAAAAAAAACUUGAAAAAAAACCUUUAAAAAAAAAUAAGAAAAACAAGAAAAAAUUUACACUCUUACUGAGGAUGAAGAUGAUGCUUUGUAACUCUGGGAAUUCGGAUCAGUGUUUUUGGCCAUGGCGUUGGUUAUUUGAACUAUUCCUCUUUGUCUGCUAAAUAACCAGCAAUGGUUCUCAGGAAAUCAAGCCAGUUUUCCCCCCCUUGUAGUUGAAUAAAAAGAAAAACUACUACUCCUUGUAGGAAAGGAAAAUCCAACUUCUAGCACUGAAAACGAUGUAUAGGUCUGUAAAAAAAAAAAAAAUUCUCUGCCAAAUAACUGCUUUAAGCUGGAGAAGCUCAACACACUGCUUUCAAUAUGCUGUCU
Molecule: messenger RNA, 7768 nt
Organism: Limanda limanda (common dab)
Lineage: Eukaryota; Metazoa; Chordata; Actinopteri; Pleuronectiformes; Pleuronectidae
Product: trinucleotide repeat-containing gene 6A protein-like
Exons: 26
Coding region: 701-6304 (1867 amino acids)
Biological process (GO): miRNA-mediated post-transcriptional gene silencing; positive regulation of nuclear-transcribed mRNA poly(A) tail shortening
Cellular component (GO): nucleoplasm; P-body
Molecular function (GO): nucleic acid binding
Source: RefSeq, a predicted model, not a curated record